Molecule: messenger RNA, 1242 nt
Organism: Bombina bombina (fire-bellied toad)
Lineage: Eukaryota; Metazoa; Chordata; Amphibia; Anura; Bombinatoridae
Product: serine/threonine-protein kinase MARK1-like
Exons: 13
Coding region: 1-1242 (413 amino acids)
Biological process (GO): intracellular signal transduction; protein phosphorylation
Cellular component (GO): cytoplasm
Molecular function (GO): ATP binding; protein serine/threonine kinase activity
Source: RefSeq, a predicted model, not a curated record
AUGGUUCCGUCUGGAUUGCUGGAGGACUUGCCUUUACAGAGCUUCCAUAGCUCCUGCCAUACCUCUCCACCGACUCCCAACGCCGGGCCCACUCCGAGAGCAUCCUCUGCUCCCUCUACAAUCGCAGCUCGUGUGCCCGGCUCCUACAGCAUAUUGCAGUACUCCUGUCCCCUAAGUGCACUUGCACAAAAGUGCUUACUUCACCAAAAAUAUCACUUUGUCCGAACGCUGGGACACGGGAUCAGCAGUGAAGUGAAACUUGCACACAAUAUUCACACUAGACAGGAGGUGGCUAUCAAAAUUUGUAAUACCUCUGAGAUAUUCCCUUCUAGUCUAGAGCAGAUACACAAUGAAGUGGAGAUCCUAAAGCGGAUCAACCACCCGAACAUUGUGACUUUCUAUGACGCCUUUCAUGAGGCCGACAAAUAUUAUAUUGUAAUGGACUACGUAAAUGGAGGCGACCUCUUUGAUCAUUUGAAUGACCUGAAUGGUCCAAUGACAGAGGAUGUGGCGCGCCCCAUAUUCCAUCAGGUGGCAACUGCCCUGUUAUACCUCCAUCAGAAUGGCAUUGUUCACCGGGAUGUUAAACCCAAAAACAUCCUGCUUGAUUCAAGCAAAAAAAACAUCAAACUGACCGACUUUGGUCUCAGCACCUUCCACAACAACGAGAAUAUCAGCACCUAUUGCGGAACACCAUACUAUGUGGCUCCUGAGCUGUACAGACAGCGCCCAUAUGACGGACUAAAAUCAGACGUCUGGUCUGCAGGAGCAACACUGCAUAUGAUGCUCACCAACUCAUUUGCCAUUUCUGAGUUUGACCUAAAAGCAAUUGCAGCCAAGAAGCCGGAUGUAAAGUACCAGGCACCGCAGACCUUAACAUCUGACUGCAGGCGGCUUCUUAAAAAAAUGCUUCACUUCAACCCCUCAAAAAGGUGGUCAUUAGAGCAAAUCCUUAAGUCACCGUGGGCUGCAAAAGCUGAAGAAGAUCAGACUCAGAAACCAGAUACCCCAGCCAUAGACAGCGCCUUACCAUCAGGCUGCACUAUUGAGGACAUACACACUAGCCCAUCUCUGAACGGGGAACUUCCAAAACCCACCGAUGGGAGCUCUGACAUCGAUAGAUUCACUAAUAUUGAAAAGGCCUCUCCUAUCUCAGUAAUUCCUGUGCUAUACGAUGGAGACCAUUCAAUACGGAAAGAAAAGAUGUGUGAGAUUAGGGAAAUGUCACAAAUAUUAACGUGA